CUUCUCCUUCCUCCAAAACCCAGACCACGCUUUGCUGUUCCCCCACACGCAAACACAACACCGCGUUCUUCUUCUCAUCAGUCAGUCAAACUCAAAACUCAACACCAUGACCCCAAAAUCCCUCUUCUUCUUCUCCACCACCCUCGCUCUUCUCAUCCUCCUCAUACCCAUCUCUGCCCAAAUCUCCGACCCGAACCCGAAACCGACCCAAUCCCUAUCCGCGGCCCACACUGAGCUCACCAACUAUGGCUUCCCAGUCGGACUCUUACCCUCCUCAGUCCAUGGCUACUCCAUAAACAAGACCUCCGGCAACUUCUCCGUCGAGCUCGGCGGCGACUACAAGAUCACUCUCCCGCCGGACAACUACCUCGCCACCUAUUCCAGGACAGUCAGGGGAAAGAUCGUUUCGGGUAAGAUCGCUGAGCUCGACGGGAUUCAGGUCCGUGCGUUGUUCAGGUGGUGGUCCAUCACCGGGAUCCGAUCCACCGGCAAAGACUUGGUGUUCGAGGUCGGCAUGGUCAGCGCCAAGUACCCCUCCAAGAACUUCGACGAGAGCCCCGAUUGCGAAGGUAAACACUCCUCUUUGUGAGUGAGCGAGUGAGGUAUGAAUUCAAAUCCCAAUUCAAUUCGCUCUUAAUUAGGGUUUUGAAUUGAUCAGAGAAAUUCGAGACUAAAGUAUGUGUUGUGCGUUAUGAUUAGUAUUGAAUUAACAUCUCUGAGUGAUAAUUCUUAAUUAGUAAUUAUUGAUUUAAAAUAUAAAAAUUGAUUGAAUCGAAUUGUGCUCUAUGUAUCUCGAUUAUUCCUGAAUAUUCUGUAUAGCACGAGCAAAAUAAAAUAGUUGCUGUCUUUUUUGAUUUUGUUUUAAUUUUAGUUUACUAGGCGUUUGUUUGUAUCGAAUAUGUUCUUUUCCAGAUUAAUUCCCUCUAAGGUAUUAGCCCAAACUGCCGACUCUUCCAAAGAAGGUAAUUCUUUUCUCUCUUUACAAUUAAAUCCGUUAGCACAAAUCGCAUUAGAUAUCUGUGAAACGUUUUAACUUUUAUUUAUUUUUACUAAUUCGUUAAUGUUUGAAUUGCUUUUCAGUUUGAUUAAAACUGCCGACUCUUCCAAAGGAGCUGAUUGAUAUAAAGCUUCCUAAGUAUUUUCACGAUCAGACAAACUUAACCAAAUUGAGCAUCUGUUUGGGUGUGGAGGAAAAAAACAAUGGAAGCACAAUCAAUUGUGAAGCUCAAGAACACAGUGUGAGCAGCUACACGUUGCAGAGAAAUCGAGGUAUCCACAAGCCAGUCAAAGUUGAUGACAGCCCUUCAAUGAUAGCUGAAAAUGGUGUGAGUAGCU
Quercus lobata is the source of this 1335-nucleotide messenger RNA. RefSeq lists its product as uncharacterized. The transcript is spliced from 3 exons. The coding region runs from base 107 to 589 and encodes 160 amino acids. The record is from RefSeq and is a predicted model, not a curated record. NCBI's taxonomy places the organism in Eukaryota, Viridiplantae, Streptophyta, Magnoliopsida, Fagales, Fagaceae.